This is a messenger RNA of Choloepus didactylus (southern two-toed sloth), 753 nucleotides long. Its product is annotated as glomulin-like. The transcript is spliced from 2 exons. Lineage: Eukaryota; Metazoa; Chordata; Mammalia; Pilosa; Megalonychidae. Gene Ontology annotation, molecular function: ubiquitin-protein transferase inhibitor activity. Bases 27 to 731 code for a protein of 234 amino acids. Gene Ontology annotation, cellular component: cytoplasm. The record is from RefSeq and is a predicted model, not a curated record.
UGGCAUAUCUAGUAUUUGUACUGGGCAUGGGUAUUGAUCAGCUUCCGCUGGUGUUCAGCCCAUCGUACCUCUUGCAACUUAAUAUGGGGCAUGUUGAAGUCUUUUUGCAAAGAACAGAAGAGUCUGUUUUCUCCAAAGGAUUGAAUCUAUUGGAGAAUGGUUUAUUGAGAAUGGAAGACAACAGUCUACUUCAUCAGUAUUUAGAAAUCAAGAGUUUUCUUACUGUACCUCAGAGAACACCUAACAACAAAUGGUUUACAGGACCACAGCUGAUUUCCCUUCUAGAUUUGGUACUCUUUCUCCCAGAGGGUGCUGAAACAGAUUUACUGCAAAACUCAGAUAGGAUCAUGGCAUCAUUAAAUUUAUUGAGGUAUUUGGUUAUCAAAGAUAAUGAAAAUGACUGUCAUACUGGAUUAUGGACAGAACUUGGAAAGAUUGAGAAUAAUUUUUUAAAGCCACUCCAUACAGGACUUAAUAUGUCAAAAGCACACUAUGAAGCAGAAAUUAAAAAUAGCCAAGAAAAUAGCCAAGAACUCCAGAAGUGUAAAGAUCUUUGCUCUAUAACAGUAGGUGGAGAGGAGAUCCCUAACAUGCCUCCUGAAAUGCAGCUUAAGGUACUACAUUCAGCUCUUUUUACAUUUGAUUUGAUUGAAAGUGUGCUGGCUCGAGUAGAAGAACUCAUUGAGAUAAAAACAAAGUCUACCUGUGAAGAAAAUAUUGGGAUAAAGUGAAGGUUCUACCUUCUAAAUAAAA